Molecule: messenger RNA, 1742 nt
Organism: Bradysia coprophila
Lineage: Eukaryota; Metazoa; Arthropoda; Insecta; Diptera; Sciaridae
Product: protein cereblon-like
Source: RefSeq, a predicted model, not a curated record
UCGAAAUACGAAGUUAAGAGAUGUCAUCAAAAAAAUGUCAAAAAAAUGUUGAUUGCUGUUGUUGACAAGUUGAUCGUAAUUUUGUUUUUAUUUUUGACUUUAAACACGCUGUUUGUAUCGAGUACCGGCGAAAGUAGUGAAGAAACUAUAUUAGAAGAUUUUGUCAUCUGUCGCCAAUGCGGUACAGAUGUUUCGUUGAGUAAUUUUUUGAUAAACAAGCCAGCCGCAUCAACACUUGACUCGAACAAUAUAACAUUGUUCAACAAAACGAGUGUUUUAGUCCAACAACUGGAAAAUCCAGCUGGUGUUCGCUUCCAAAUUGUUACAGUGAACAUAGCAUUUUGUGCGAAAAUUUAUACGCAGUGGCGUGACUCUUAUUCUUGGUUUCCCGGAUACGCGUGGAAAUUAUGCCUUUGCCCUAAGUGCUCGACACACAUUGGAUGGAUGUUUGAACCCGUUGCAACAGCAACAGACACACAGAUAUUACCAACUGAAAAAGGUUUUUACGGUAUCAUCGUUAGUAACGUCUUGACAGAGUCUUUUGUAAAUUCAUUGUUGAUGACCGAACAUCAUCAUUCGAAAGACACAUCAUAAGCCCUGAGAGAUCCGACUACAGUUUUUUUUGGUUCUCCUUGCAAUCAUGGUGGAUCCAAACCGUAAAAUUAAUCAUCUAACCGAUGAUGAUGUGAAGUACUUGAACGAGUGUGAGAACGAAUUCAAAGAUCGAUUUACGGAAAAUGAUGAGGAGUUUACGGCCCUCUUCAAAACGCCGCCAUCUGAUCCGCCUAUUGUGACCCCAUGGAUGGUACGAUCCAGCAACGCUGGUCCGAGCAAUUAUCGCGGCGGACAUCAUCAACGAUCCGGUGGUAAUUACAAUCAACGGCCAUAUCAGCAUCGCCCACAUCGGGGUCGCGGUGGCGGCGGUGGCAAUUACAAUCGAAAUUAUCAUCACAAUGAUAAUAAUGACCGACGUGGCACAAAGCGGCCGUAUAAUUACAAUAGUGGACAUGAUCAUCAGUCGGACAAUUACCAUAACGACCGUAAACGUGAUUAUAAUUGACUGAAUCGAUUAAGCUUAGGUUGAUGUUCUCACAUUAUGUAAAUAGUUUUAAAUUUAUUAAGUUUUCUCGGAUGAAACAACCAAACCUGUUUUGACUAGCACGACAAUGGUGGAGUGAAGCGUUCGUACGGUCACACCCUAACAGUAGAACUAUUUUAUUAAAUAUAUGGAACCGAAGAGACUACUUUUCGUGUGUGAGUGUAUGCGUGCGUGUUACUGCACCUGAUGUGCGUUCGAUUUUCAAAUAGUAUUGAUCAACACACGAAAGAGUGGUAUAACAAAGAGCCCGAACGACAUCGAAUUUCUUAGCCAGUUUCUAAAUUGUUGGUUUCCUAGAAAAUUAUCCUUAUGUUUCAUUAACCUUUCGAUGCAAUGCUUCAGUCUACUUCAUUUUAUGUGCAAAAAAAAAUACCACAAAGCCUUUGAACUGAAUUCCGCCUCCGUCUUUAAUCCCACCCUUUCGUUUGCCGUUAGUUUUACGUUUUUUGUGCUGCUCAAAACACAUCACACAAAUUGUUUGCAGCCGAUUUUUUUUGUCAUGAUUUUCAGUUGAUUUUGUCUGAGGCGACUGAAACGUUCACCGAGUGAAACGACACCAAGAAUUAAAGACCUAGCAAAAAUGUUAUUUGUACAAAAUUUACUUUGAAUGAAUAAAAAGUGUGUUGAAAAUUAUGCCGUUUCA